AUUGUAUAUAAAUAAUGACAGGAAAUGACAACGAAGUAACCUAACACAUGAUUCCAUAGUCCAUUCAGUAAUGGAGGGUAGGCUACGUUUUGCGACGUGCAAAAUUUUACGUUUCUGAUUGUCGCUACUCCGAAAACUUGUACCUGGUACGAUCAGGAAAAUGUAUAGAAAAACGACACAAAAAAACAAAAGAUGAGAUCAACGCUAGCCACCACCCAAAUGCGAUCGCAAUAUUAAAAAAUGUUUCGAAGCCGGAGUUGGUUUGGAGGAGGGCUCUGGAAGCCCAAGAAUCCUCAUUCUUUGGAGCACCUUAAGUACCUGUAUAAUGUCUUAUCAAAGAAUCAGAUUGUGUCUGAAAACAACAGAGGUUUAUUGGUGGAGACUCUUCGUUCUAUAGCUGAAAUUUUAAUAUGGGGUGAUCAAAAUGAUAGUAGUGUAUUUGAUUUCUUCUUGGAAAAAAAUAUGCUUUCAUUCUUUUUACGUAUCAUGAAACAAAAAUGUGGAAGCUAUGUAUGUGUUCAGUUGCUACAGACAUUGAACAUAUUGUUUGAGAAUAUACGUAAUGAAACCUCUUUGUAUUACUUACUUAGCAACAAUCAUGUAAACAGUAUAAUAGUGCACAAAUUUGACUUCAGUGAUGAAGAGGUGAUGGCAUAUUAUAUCAGUUUCCUAAAAACAUUGAGCUUGAAGCUAAAUGCCCAUACCAUUCAUUUCUUCUAUAACGAGCACACCAAUGAUUUUCCAUUGUAUACGGAGGCAAUUAAAUUUUUUAACCACUCAGAAGGUAUGGUUCGUAUAGCAGUACGAACCUUGACUUUAAAUGUAUAUCGUGUAGAAGAUGCCUCCAUGCUUGCAUUCAUAAGAGAUCGCACUGCAGCACCUUAUUUCAGUAAUCUUGUAUGGUUUAUUGGCAAUCACAUUAUAGAGCUUGACACUUGUGUCAGAAAUGAUGCCGAUCAUCAAAGUCAAAAUAGAUUAUCGGACUUAGUAGCAGAGCAUUUAGAUCACUUACAUUACUUAAAUGAUAUUCUUUGUUUGGAUAUAUCUGACUUGAAUAAAGUUUUAUCCGAGCAUUUGCUUCACAAAUUAUUAGUUCCAUUGUACGUUUAUUCGCUUACAAGACAUAAGAAUAUUUUGUGCCAAAAUCAGGAUGAGAGAAAACAUGUAAGCGUUGUAGUUGCUCUGUUUCUACUUUCUCAAGUAUUUCUGAUAGUCUCCCAUGCUCCUCUUGUACAUACACUAGCAGCAGUAAUGUUACUGUCAGACUUAGAAACCAUUCAAACGGAUGCGAGCAAAAUGCUUGAAACGUAUGGUGAUAUUAGAUUCAAUAGAUCAAUUGCUUUUUCACCACCGAAAGAAAGUUUAGAGAAGUCUCUAGAAAAUUUAAGUGAAUCUUUAAGUAUGUCGGACGGUGUUUGCGAGGAAGAAUGCAAUUUAGAAGAGGGGAAAGGUAAUGGCAUGGCUACAAGGACAUCAGGAACGGAUUAUCCUAGUACAUCUUUUGAUACUACAAUAGUAGUUGCACCUACUCCUACGAGUCCAGAACAAGUAGACGGUAGCAGUUUAAACGAAGAUAUAGAAGAAAUGAAAUUCUUAAACGUAACUGACGAAGAGAAAGAACAAAGGUUGGCGUUGGAAUGCCCCUUGACACUACAAACGCAGAACAAUGUUACUGAAUCGAUGUCGAAUAAGCCGUUUUUAGAAACGAUUCUGAAUUCUUUAUUUUGUACAGAAAACGAUUAUGCUUCCUUAUUUGCAUUAUGUUUGCUUUACGCUCUAGCCAACAAUCGGGGCAUUGAUCGUGAAAUAUUGGAUCCAAUUCUAUUCAAUUCACGAAACUCUACAAGCUUAUAUAACGAAAUUUUAAUAGAUAGACUGAUUCAUAUUAUAACAUUAAGUUGUCAAACAAAUGCGAAAGUGAGGCUUGUUACAUUGGAAUUGGCAAUUAAAUUGUUAACGCAAUUAGUAAUGUCGGAAGGACAAACUAUGUUAAGAGAUUCAGAUUUGUCAGCGAUCGAGGCGGCCAAAGAGCAAAGCACCUCGUUGUUAAAGAACUUUUAUAAGAGCGAAGACAUAUUCUUGGACAUGUUUGAGGAUGAAUAUAGUGAAAUUCAAAAACGACCAUUAAACGUUGAAUGGUUAACGAUGGACAGUAACAUUUUAUUACCGCCAACAGGAACUCCCAUGACGGGUAUCGAAUUCACUAAAAGAUUACCGUGUGGCGAAGUGGAGAGAGCACGCCGCGCCAUAAGAGUAUUUUUUUUAAUAAGAGAACUAUAUUUAACUCUUAAUAUGGAAGCGGAAACGCAGUUGCCUCUAACUAACCCAGCCAACUGUGUUCAAGUGGAUAAAGUUCUUGAUCUAAAUAAUAGCGACUUGAUCGCGUGUACGGUCGUGUGGAAGGACGGUCAAAAGAUUCGCCGUUUUCUAGUCAUCGAUGUUGUGCAAUUAAUCCUUGUAGAACCUGACACUAGUAAGCUUGGCUGGGGAGUAGCAAAAUUGGUGGGCUUUUUACAAGACAUCGAAGUGGCCGGCGACAAAGAUGAUUCAAGGUGUUUACACUUAACAAUAUACAAACCUUUGAGUAGUACUACCGGCAACCGUGUUCCUUUAUUAUCGACAAAAUUCAUCUUUGACGAUCACAUUAGAUGCAUGGCUGCCAAACAAAGGCUUACGAAAGGAAGGAUAAAAGCACGACAAAAGAAGAUGAAUCAAAUCGCGAGAUUACUUGACAUUCCCACAAGCAUACCUCACUCCUCAACGCCACCACCAAAUUAUGCUUUACGCGGUUUGCGACACGAACGUUUAGUGGGUCGUGGACAAAGACAAAAGGAUCACCCACGACCGAUGUUCAUCGUAAAUAGAGUACCUGGAUUCGCGGCGCAAAUGCGCAGAGAAAAUGUUGUUGCACCCCCUGCCGGUUUUCCCUCGUCUACGUCCAAACGUGGUGAUAAUAACACGAACGAAAAGAGUCAAGAAGAAAAUGGUAUGCGAUCUCGAGACAAUUCACCAAAAAUGCCAAGGCCGCGAAGCGAAGAAAUUCCUUUGGAAGACAUGCGUCUUCGAAAAGCCACUUUAACGUCUAAUGGAUUGAGCAUAUCACAUGUGUGUCACGAAAAGGACGGUCAAAUGUCUACCUGUUCAACUAAUGGCGAAUCCUCGACUGUGAUCAGAAAACAUUCGGAAGAAACAUCGUUUACCUGCCCGCAAGAAGUAAAACCACGCAGAAAGGGUCAAGUGGAAACAGUAUGAUUGUUAGAAUUUCAAAGAAAGCAGAAUAUGCAGUUGAAAUUCUAUUUCUUUUCAUCGGGACAAUUUAAAGGAGAAUUGGAAAUAUGUAUAUGCGAUCAUGAGUAAAUGAAAGUGAUUUUUCAUCCGUGUAAUAAAAGAUUUUCCUAAGGUGCUGCGCCUGAAUAAUGACUUGAAAGAAAUCCCAUAUUUCAUCAUUCUUUUAAUAA
Messenger RNA from Dufourea novaeangliae, 3458 nucleotides. RefSeq names its product protein CLEC16A (gene ema). Gene Ontology annotation, cellular component: late endosome; endolysosome membrane. The coding region runs from base 241 to 3252 and encodes 1003 amino acids. Gene Ontology annotation, biological process: endosomal transport; regulation of autophagosome maturation; endosome to lysosome transport. NCBI's taxonomy places the organism in Eukaryota, Metazoa, Arthropoda, Insecta, Hymenoptera, Halictidae. The transcript has 15 exons. The record is from RefSeq and is a predicted model, not a curated record.